GACCUGGUAUUUGCAGUUUUAAUGAACUCUAUCACUCCACGUCUGGCAUUUCAAGUAAAUAGCUCCUUAAAUUUGCCCGAUAUAUCAUUCUGCACUCUUGAUGUAUUGAUUUCCGGGGGCAUGCAGGCGUUGCUCGCUUAACAGACUUAUUAAACCGUAUUUCGACGUGCAUGCAUUCUCUGACAGUAGCAAACGAGUCUACGAAAACUUUGGUCUCUCAAUGUAUUAUGCAAGUCAUAUAUGCUUUUCCUAUGAAUCCCAAAUUUUUGAAGUUAAAAAUAUUUUCGUCGCUGUUCCAGGGCAUUUCAUUUCCGAUUUCCUCAUUGUUCCUCGUUUUAUUGCUUCUUCCGUCGAUUGCCUCAUGCUUUCCCUACUUUGGCAUUACCAUCUCGUCCUGUUACUACUAUUGGGCAUCUACUGUCACCGUGCUCAAGCUUAUCUUCAUGAGCCCCAUCCUCCGUUUACCAUCACGAGACCUCUGCGAGAUCAACUGAUUCAUCGAGGUGAAACUGUAACAGUAACAUGGGAGCUUAGUGCGGGAACCAAAUUUCCGCUUUAUGGAUAUGCAAGUGCACGCACCUCUCACACAAUAGCUGGUUUGUUACCUGCAAAUGCGACCCACCAAACUCGCUAUCUUCAUCACAUUGAACGAACUCUAUCAUUUUCAAACUAUUCUUACCAAUGGACGGUGGACGAAGAUAUUCCGGUGGGAGAAUAUCGACUCGGCAUUGGGUUUUAUUUCCAUCAAGUGUCUCCCGUAUUCCGUGUCACCUAAGAGCAAUUCACUAGCAAGCCGCCAACAACAUACCCUAUCGCUUUACGCUUUUUUUCGAUUUCAUGAUCUUGUUCUGGGAUAAUGCAUGUCGUCUCCGAUGCCGGGUAAUUUUAGAGUUGCUUUCAUGAGAUGUAGCAUCAUUUGAAAUCCAACCGAAACUGUAUAUACAACUGUGAAUUUCUUUUCUGCAAAAUCUCGCAAGGGACAAAUGCCGGGUUGGACGGUUACGGACUUUUUUUUUCUUUCCCAAGAAGG
This is a messenger RNA of Radiomyces spectabilis, 1030 nucleotides long. RefSeq lists its product as uncharacterized. NCBI's taxonomy places the organism in Eukaryota, Fungi, Mucoromycota, Mucoromycetes, Mucorales, Radiomycetaceae. The transcript has 4 exons. Bases 221 to 775 code for a protein of 184 amino acids. The record is from RefSeq and is a predicted model, not a curated record.